CAGAUGAACCUAUGCCUGUACCAGAAGAUCUUUCUACCACUUCAGGAGGACAGCAGAAUUCUAAGAAUGAAAGAGUUUUGGGGCUUUUACAAUACUGACAGGAGGAUGUGGAAACCCAGUUACAAUAUGACACACAGGCUUCAGUGUCACAAUCGCUGGCGUUCAGUGCUACCUUCUGGAGCCUGGGGAAGAAGGAUGUGUGCUUCUGGGUGGUAUGAGUGGAGUGGAGGGAAGAGGAAGAUAAAUUGUGUGGAGAGAGAAGAUGACAGAAUGUGGAACUUAAGGCUUCUGGAAACCUAACGCCUGCAGGAAACUAGGAUUCUCUGGGCUGUUUGUUUUUAAAGUAUGAUUGCCCAAUUAUUAUGGAAACCAAACAUGAGCUGGAACACAAACCAGCCUAGCUACUAAAAAUGAUGGAGCUGAGACAUAGAUCCAACUUUAAGAUCCCAGAAGUUUGCUUUUCACUUUAUAUUCCAAGAUUUGAAAUAACUGUGGUGUUUUUAGCAUGAUGAUCUGACCAUGACAAUCCAUUGCUUCGUAAGAGCUGAGGUUUCUGUGCAUCUGUUGCUAGUCAAGGUUACAUAUGGGGCUGAAGGCUUUAGGGAUUUUCACGCAUUAAUUCCAAAAUCUUAUUCUCCCAGUAAUGUUAAAGUAGAGACUCAGAGUGAUGAAGAGAAUGGGCGUGCCUGUGAAAUGAAUGGGGAAGAAUGUGCGGAGGAUUUACGAAUGCUUGAUGCCUCGGGAGAGAAAAUGAAUGGUUCACACAAUGGCCAAGGCAGCAAAGCUUUGUCAGGAGUUGGAGGCAUUCGACUUCCUAACGGAAAGCUAAAAUGUGAUAUCUGUGGGAUCAUUUGCAUCGGUCCCAAUGUGCUCAUGGUUCACAAAAGAAGCCACACUGGAGAACGCCCUUUCCAGUGCAAUCAGUGUGGUGCCUCUUUUACUCAGAAAGGCAACCUCCUCCGUCAUAUCAAGUUGCAUUCUGGUGAGAAGCCCUUCAAGUGUCAUCUCUGUAACUACGCAUGCCGCAGGAGGGAUGCCCUCACAGGUCACCUGAGGACUCAUUCGGUUGGUAAACCUCACAAAUGUGGAUAUUGUGGCCGAAGCUAUAAACAGCGAAGCUCUUUAGAGGAACAUAAAGAGCGUUGCCACAACUACUUACAAAGCAUGGGCCUCCCAGACACUCUGUACCCAGUCAUUAAAGAAGAAACCAACCAUAGUGAAAUGGCCGAAGAUUUGUGCAAGAUUGGAUCCGAGAGAUCCCUCGUGCUGGAUAGACUAGCAAGUAACGUCGCCAAACGUAAGAGCUCUAUGCCUCAGAAAUUUGUGGGUGAGAAAUGCUUGUCAGAUCUCCCAUAUGAUGCCAGCACCAAUUAUGAGAAGGAGAAUGAAAUGAUGCAGACCCAUGUCAUGGAUCAGGCCAUCAACAAUGCCAUUAGCUACCUUGGGGCUGAAUCAUUGCGCCCACUGGUGCAGACGCCCCCAGGCUCCGAGGUUGUACCAGUCAUCAGCUCCAUGUACCAGCUUCACAAGCCCCAUGCAGAUGGCCACCCACGCCCUAACCACACAGCCCAGGACAGCGCCGUGGAAAAUCUAUUGCUGCUUUCCAAGGCUAAAUCCAUCUCCUCUGAAAGAGAUGCCUCCCCAAGCAACAGCUGCCAAGACUCCACAGACACAGAGAGUAAUAACGAGGAACGGAGUGGCCUCAUUUACCUGACAAACCAUAUAAACCAACAUGCCAGAAAUGGUUUGUCCAUAAAAGAAGAGCAUAGGCCCUAUGAUGUCCUGAGGGCAGCAACUGACAAUUCCCAAGACGCUUUCAAAGUGAUCAGCAACAAUGGGGAGCCAUUGAAGGUGUAUAAAUGUGAACACUGCAGGGUCCUCUUUUUGGACCAUGUGAUGUAUACUAUCCACAUGGGUUGCCAUGGCUUCCGUGAUCCUUUCGAAUGCAACAUGUGUGGCUAUCACAGUCAGGACAGGUAUGAAUUCUCUUCCCACAUAACACGAGGGGAGCACCGUUUCCACAUGAGUUAAAACUCCCUUCUCUGCUAAUGUAACCUUAAGUAGUCUAUGCCUAGAGUUGCAUGAACAUCCACACAUAUGAAAAACAAAAAAACAAACAAAAAAGGCAUCAGGAGAAAAAGGAAUCAGAUGCCUGUUUUCUUCCUUUCUGAAGCAUGUAUUGGAUGGUUGUACAAUUGCAACUCAUUUUUUCUUUCUUUUUUUUUUAAGAGAGCAAUGAGAUUUUUAUUGUUAGUUGCAGGGUUGAAUUUUAGAGCAUAAAAAAUUAUUAGUUAAUGUAAGUAGGAGCUUUGUAGACUGCUAGAUCAGACUCCCCUCCUUCAUCUUUUGCUUCUUGUAAGCAUCCCUUCCCCCAAAAGCUAAUUUCAUAGAGAACCCAUACAAAAACAGGCCAAGGGUUGGAAAAGAAAAGAGUCCACUUCUACUUGUGACCCUUUGCUAAGACUCAGAUUCUCACAUCAGGUGGAUUCCGUGACUUUCCAUGAAUAGUCUGUACACAAGAAGAUAUUUGGCUAUCUUAAAGAAAAUAGGAGUAAAAUGAUGUUGAGGACAGAAUCAGAGGUACCCUUUGGGACUCGUCUGAAUUAGAAGGAUUAUGAGGCCCCAGAACUCUUGUUUCCAAGGACUUAUAUGUUUCCUUCUUGCUGUGUGGGAGUGUGUGUUUGCUUGUGUUUUAAAGAAAAUGUUAUUUGGAAUCAUUAUCUGUAUAGGAAAAUAUCCAGUUUGUUUAGAAAAGGUAAUUCCAGGAGAAAAACCUAAGCUGACAAUGAAGAGAUGCUUAAUUAGGAGAAUCUUUUUUAUACGGUCUUAUUUUACUUCGAGGACCUUUUCACAAUGCCUAUAGAACCUUCAAGGAUAUUGCCAAAACUUAUUCCAGUCAUUUGGGGCCAAAUAUUACUGGUGCAUAGUCACAUUUAGACAUUCUUCUCCAUCUGUUCACAUGGAACUUCUUUACAAGCACUAGAGCUUUUAUUUUAAGCUACUGGUUCCCAUACAUGACCCCCAAUCAUUUUUGCAAACCCUACCCCCUGCAGAGAAAUUCAAGUCCCUUUGAAAUAUUUUACUCUAUCUGACACUGCAUUGGUAUUUUUGUUGAUGAGGAUUGCGUUUUACCAUUGCAGAUGGACACCUUCUCUAUAACUUAUAGUCUUAAAGAGCUGCCUGGGGCACUGAGAAAUUAAGUUACUUUUUCAGGAUUACACGGACAGUGUGUGUCAGAGAUGAGACUCAAAACCACAUCUUCCUGAUUGUAGGGUCAUUCUCUAUCCAUUACACCAUACUGCCUCUCUAAAUGUUUAUUUUCUUGAAGGCCAAAAUUUCAUUCCAAACUUCUUUAAUUGACCUCUCUUCCCAUAAAUAUCUUCUCCUUUAAAAUUUAAUCCAGUUCCUUAAUAAACACACAUGUAUAUGAACCAUCCCACCCCAUUCCUCUUUCUCUGUCUUAAAUCCUUAUAACUGGAAAAUCCAUUCCACUAGAAUAUGGGCCUACAAGUUUGUCCAUGAGUAAAUGUGAUUUAUUAUUCUUUUGCACCAUUUCAGGCAUCAGAAGUUACUAGGAAAUAACAUUGCUAACUAUGUCGUAUGGCUGAAAUGGGAAUACGUGUUUUUAAUAUCACAUAAGGGGCAUACAAGAUAGGUGGUAACAAAGAUGGCAGAGUAUCACUAUGAUCUAAUGAGUACAUCCCAUAGUAGUGAGACGACUUUUUAAAUAUUUACUUUGUAAAGACAAGAAGUAAAGGCUUUCUUUACAGCAGUCAGGUGACUAUUUCCAUGUGAAUUUGUAUCACUGUUUUAGUAAAAAUGUUUUAUUUUUUAAGUAUGCAUCAGAGAAACAAUGAACAGUUCUCCACUAACACUGAGGCACAGAAGGGCAAAAAUGUUAAUAUAUUUACAUCUCUGCUCCAUAUUAAUAGAGUUCUUGGUUAUUUCCAAAGUAUUCGGAGGGGAUGAGAAAGGAUCAUCACUAUUCUUUUCUCCAAGGUUUCCAAGGUUUGAAUUCCCCUACUCCACCUCAAUAAUCAGCCUUUGUCAGAUACCAACAAUAGGCCAUGUUCUCAAAGUAUGGUAUUAUUGAUCUGAUCUGAAAUGUCCUGGGUUUAUAGUGAUUCUUUAAAUAUGGAAUUUCUUUAGCAUUCCUACAACUAUUCUUAUUCAUGGAUAGUUGGGUCUUACUGAUAUACCCAUGAAUUAGUAUGGGCACAGGUGUUUCUUUGCCCCCCCCAAAUUUUCAUAUUUUCCAGGACAGGAUUAAUAUUUAAACACUGGAAAUAAGUAAAAUGGAAAUUUGUCAUGUACUGCAGAGGAUACUUCAAAGCAGAGGAAAGAAGAGGCAAAACCUGUCCUAUCUUCUUAUUUCACCACUUCUCUUUUUUAUCCAUUUGACAAAUGGAAGAUCGUUAAAAUUCUAUAUGGAACUUUAAAAAAAAAAAAGGAUAGACCUUAUUGAAAGUAAAUGCUUACAGAAUGGUAUCCUGCUGAGAGCACAAGUUCAGGGCAAUGUACUUUCAUACUCGUUCAUCCAUCUCAUAAAAAGAGUGAAGUCUAGUUUAUGCAAUUUGUUUUAACCAAUGACAUUCCAAACAACUGUACCCAGCACUGUAUAUAGCUGCUCCUGAAGGAGUGUUUUUCUGAAACUCUUAUCCUACUUUCCUCUUGCCUUUUAUAGCCAGUAUAAACUUAUAUUUACACAUCCUUUUGCUGUGAUUUUAUAUUGUAACACCAUUCUUCCCCUUUCAACUAUUGUAGAUUUCAUAAAAUGUCAAUGUGUAAUUAAAUUAUGUUUGAUAUGUGCCCACA
Vombatus ursinus (common wombat) is the source of this 4815-nucleotide messenger RNA. It is a transcript of the gene IKZF1, whose product is annotated as IKAROS family zinc finger 1. Gene Ontology annotation, biological process: regulation of transcription by RNA polymerase II. Gene Ontology annotation, molecular function: DNA-binding transcription factor activity, RNA polymerase II-specific; RNA polymerase II cis-regulatory region sequence-specific DNA binding. The record is from RefSeq and is a predicted model, not a curated record. Bases 520 to 2031 code for a protein of 503 amino acids. Gene Ontology annotation, cellular component: nucleus. The transcript is spliced from 8 exons. Lineage: Eukaryota; Metazoa; Chordata; Mammalia; Diprotodontia; Vombatidae.